Molecule: messenger RNA, 1119 nt
Organism: Oreochromis aureus
Lineage: Eukaryota; Metazoa; Chordata; Actinopteri; Cichliformes; Cichlidae
Gene: lrit3b
Product: leucine-rich repeat, immunoglobulin-like and transmembrane domains 3b
Exons: 7
Coding region: 1-1119 (372 amino acids)
Molecular function (GO): protein binding
Source: RefSeq, a predicted model, not a curated record
AUGAAGCGAGGAACACAGGAAAGACUGGUCCAGUGCAGUGACCCUGGAAUCACAGCUGUUCCCAUUAGUGUCCCAGCUGACACGGUCAAACUUCGUCUAGAAAAGACGCUGAUCUCCAAGGUUUCCAGGGCAGCCUUCUACAACCUGUCAGAGCUGCGGUUCUUAUGGCUAACUUAUAACUCAAUAACACUUAUCCACCCAAGCAGCUUUGUCAACCUGAAAGCCCUGCGAGAGCUACGUCUGGAUGGGAACCUCCUAACAUCCUUUCCCUGGGAGGGGCUCAGAGACAUGCCCCGUCUCCAGACUCUGGGUCUACAUAACAAUCGUUUGUCCAGUCUUCCAGCCCAUGCUGCUCUCUUCCUUCCUAACAUCACAUACCUGGAUCUGUCCAGCAACAGGUUGACUAUAUUACCUGCUGAGCUGCUGGAUCUUUGGUUUCCUCUUCCAGGACAAAGCCUCCAUGACAAUCCCUGGUUGUGUGACUGCCAGAUCUCCAUGCUGAUGUCUUUGUCCAUGACCCUGGGGAGUACUGUAGUCCUUAUGGACCAGUUGCUGAUGUGCAGUAAGUCUCUGAGUCAGUCAGAAUUGCUGCAGACCCAAGCCGAGCUGUCCCGCUGUAUGAGGCCUUCAGUCCAGCCUGCGGCCACCAGGGUAAUUUCCCCAAUGGGCAGCAAUGUAAUCCUACGUUGUGACGCCACCGGCUACCCAACGCCAACACUCACUUGGAUUAAAACCUCAACCUACACAAAUUGUUGCCAACAAGACAUCCUUGACAACUCUGAACAGCUGCCUAGGAUUUUGGAGAGUUUUAUGCAGGAAUCUCCGCGGGUGGGGGUUCGCUGGUCGAUUAUCAGCCUGAAUGGGUUAUCAUACAAGGAUGCUGGUGAAUAUCGCUGCCAAGCCCGGAACAUGGCAGGAAUUUCUGAAGCCCUGAUUAAACUGAAGGUCAUGGGAAUCACAAAAAUACCCCAUCUUCCAAAGAAGUCCAGAAAGAUUUCCUCCAAAUCCCCAUCAAAGUACAGGAAACCAUACCAGAUCCCAGCUAUCACCAACGCCCCCUCAUUUCUCCGUGUUUGUUACAGAGCGGACGUCAUGGCGGUGGGAAAGAAAUGGAAAUAA